AUGAGUAAACAGUCACAAAUGACGAAUUUUUUUAAACGACCGCCGAAAAAAUCGACUUCAGAUGAUCAAAAUUCGAAUAAACAUAAUUUGGAAACUACCGACAAAAUUAAUGAACCACCUCUCAAAAAGGUAAAAAUAUUAAAAUAUAAUGAUAGUUAUAUUGAAUAUGGUUUUACAUACUUUAACGAAAAUGGAACUGAUGUUCCUCAAUGUGUUAUUUGUAGUAUGACAUUGGCAAAUGCAUCACUAAAACCAAAUAAGCUCAUUAGACAUCUUGAAACAAACCAUGCUCAUUUGGCAGAAGAAGCAUUAAAAGUACUCAUUCCAUUUUCUACUACAUAUUUAUGUGAAUACGGAUUUUCUACAUUGACAGCAGUAAAAAAUAAAACUAGAAAUCGACUGGAAAUUUCAGCAACCAUGAGACUAAGCUUAACAAACUCUAUAAAGCCGAGAAUUGACGACAUAAUUUCAAACCAACAGCAACAACCAAGCCACUAA
This is a messenger RNA of Daktulosphaira vitifoliae (grape phylloxera), 498 nucleotides long. RefSeq names its product zinc finger BED domain-containing protein 5-like. The transcript has 2 exons. The record is from RefSeq and is a predicted model, not a curated record. The coding region runs from base 1 to 498 and encodes 165 amino acids. Lineage: Eukaryota; Metazoa; Arthropoda; Insecta; Hemiptera; Phylloxeridae.